Molecule: messenger RNA, 1728 nt
Organism: Mesitornis unicolor (brown roatelo)
Lineage: Eukaryota; Metazoa; Chordata; Aves; Mesitornithiformes; Mesitornithidae
Gene: SPATA13
Product: spermatogenesis associated 13
Exons: 10
Coding region: 1-1728 (575 amino acids)
Molecular function (GO): guanyl-nucleotide exchange factor activity; protein binding
Source: RefSeq, a predicted model, not a curated record
AUGGUAGCCAGGGAGGGAAUGGCACGAUUUUGGAGUCUGGAGAGCCUUCAGAUGGUUGCUGCAGAUGGUGGGACUGAAUCUUCAGCCUUAGUGGACGACAAUGGCAGUGAGGAAGACUACAGUUAUGAGGAGCUCUGCCAAGCCACCCCCAGGUACCUGCAGCCCGGAGGGGAACAGCUAGCAAUUAAUGAGCUGAUAAGCGAUGGCAGUAUUGUCUAUGCAGAAGCUCUCUGGGACCAUGUGACUAUGGAUGACCAAGAGCUGGGCUUCAAAGCUGGAGACGUCAUUAGAGUCCUAGAAGCUUCCAACAAGGACUGGUGGUGGGGAAGAAACGAGGACAAGGAGGCCUGGUUUCCAGCUAGCUUUGUCAGGCUGCGAGUUAAUCAGGAAGAAACGCCAGAAAAUUGUGGUAGUAUCCAGGAUGAAGAACAAGAUGCAGAUAGUAACAAGCAUCGUCAGAAAAUAGCUGAAAACAAGGAUCAGAUGAGAACUAAUGUUAUACAGGAAAUUAUGAACACAGAACGAGUCUAUAUCAAGCAUCUCAAGGACAUCUGUGAGGGUUAUAUUCGGCAGUGUCGCAAACAUACAGGAAUGUUCACCACGGCUCAGUUAAGCACCAUUUUUGGAAAUAUUGAAGACAUUUACAAGUUCCAAAGAAAAUUUCUGAAGGAUCUUGAGAAACAGUACAACAAAGAGGAACCUCAUCUAAGUGAAAUAGGGUCCUGUUUUCUUCAACAUCAAGAAGGCUUUGCAAUUUAUUCAGAAUAUUGUAACAAUCAUCCCAGUGCCUGCAUUGAACUUUCCAAGCUAAUGAAACAGGGCAAAUACCGUCACUUCUUCGAGGCCUGUCGCUUGCUUCAGCAGAUGAUUGACAUUGCCAUCGAUGGUUUCCUUCUCACACCCGUUCAGAAAAUCUGCAAAUACCCACUGCAGCUUGCAGAAUUGCUCAAAUACACCACUCAGGAGCACAGUGAUUAUAACAACAUCAAAGCUGCAUAUGAGGCUAUGAAGAAUGUAGCAUGCCUGAUCAACGAGCGAAAACGAAGACUAGAAAGCAUUGACAAGAUUGCGCGUUGGCAAGUCUCUAUCGUAGACUGGGAGGGACCAGAUGUGUUAGCCAGAAGCUCAGAACUGAUCCACUCAGGAGAACUGACCAAAAUAUCAAAGCAAGGCAAAAGCCAGCAGAGGACUUUCUUCCUUUUUGACCAUCAGCUUGUGUUCUGCAAGAAGGACUUACUGAGAAGGGACAUCUUGUAUUAUAAGGAUCGUCUUGACAUGGACGAGAUGGAAAUUGUGGACACUGAAGAUGGCAGAGACAGAGACUUUAACAUUAAUGUUAAGAAUGCUUUUAAGAUAAUAAACAGAGGGACAGGAGAGAUUCAUUUGUUCUUUGCAAAGAAACAGGAGGAUAAAAACAGAUGGAUGCAGGCGUGCGAAAAUGAAAGGAGAAGAGUCCAGGAGGACAAGGAAAUGGGAAUGGAAAUCUCAGAAAACCAGAAGAAACAAGCCAUGCAGAAUGCCCGAAAGUCAAGGCAAGGAAAAAUUAAAGGUGACUACAAUGGGUGUCCUGUGCCUCCACCACAUCAAAGCCUGCAUCCUAUUCACCAGCGCCACAUCACUGUGCCUACCAGCAUCCCACAGCAGCAGGUUUUCGCCCUGGCAGAACCCAAGCGGAAGCCAUCCCUCUUCUGGCAUACCUUCAACAAACUCACCCCCUUCAAGAAGUGA